GUAAAAGUGUACAUUUAAAGCCUCGUGGAGAUGAAAGAAAACCAUCAGAUUUAAAUGGACUGUUAAAAGCAUUAACAUGUAUAUUAACUUGCAUCAAAGGUUUACACAAUAUAAAGCUUUAUCCAUUAAUGCAUAGAGACAUCAGAUGGCCAAACAUAAUUUUACAUAAUGAAAUAUAUAUUUUAAUUGGCUUUGAAUUUGCAGGAUUUGCUCCACAAGAAGCUUUAAAUCAGCUCAAGGAAAAUGAACAUGCACAUGAAGUAGUGAGGGGUAGGCAUGAUGAAAAAGCUGACUUAUGGAUCAUUGGACAUUUGAUAUUUUCAAGCAACAUCCACAACAUCCCAACAGAUCUUUCCAAUCUAGCAUCAAACUAUAUGAAGAUGAUUCAG
Molecule: messenger RNA, 389 nt
Organism: Entrophospora candida
Lineage: Eukaryota; Fungi; Glomeromycota; Glomeromycetes; Entrophosporales; Entrophosporaceae
Source: the annotation of a GenBank genome assembly